UGUAUUGGCUCUCAGAGGGAAAAGUUCAAGAAUAACAGGUGAAAAUAGUGUUACUAAGAAUGGGAAAAUAGUGAAAAUUUUGUGAAAAGUAAAAAAAGAAAAGUUUUAAAAAUAUGAGCCUUUUACCAAAACGCAGAUCUCGCAGUGAAACGCGUGAUAAUGAAGUGCAUGUCAACAAAAACAACAGCAAUAAAAAUAAUAACAAUAAUCCCACAACUAAUCAGAAUAAUAUAAAAAAUCUAUGGGGAAAGGUCCAUCAAAAUGCCCAAUUCCCCCAAAUGGUGCUGAUGGGAAUGGGCAAACGUCGCACUUCGGCCGAAAUGAUAAGUGAAGCUAAAACAUUUUUGAGCGAUGUUGGCGGUGGUGGAGGUGGUGGUAGUAUAUCGAAUACCCAAAAUACCCAGCAGCAACAUCCUCAACCCACCACCAGUGUGGUCGGUGGAGUCCGGAUGGUGAGUACACGUCGUCCGGUGACACCCCGCGAGCCGGGCAGGGUGUUGUAUGGCAAAGUGACAAUGGCCGGCCGGCCACCCAGUUCCUUUUCUUUGCGUUAUUUGCGAAAUACGGACUCGCAGCCAGGUGGACCCACUCCAAGGACUCCCAAUCUAGAGCCCAUGGUAGAGGAUGGUAUGGGCAGUGAGUUAGGCGAAGGAAGACCUUUGAACAGAGAUCUAAAUGAUAAGAAAUCUCUACAACAACCACAGCAAAAUGUUAUGUUAGUUGCAAAAUCACUAGAAGGAGGUGGUAGCCCGAAGGAUACCAUUACACGCAGAGCUCAAUCACUUGAAUUACCCUGUGAUGAAGCUAAUAAACAAACAGCCAGCACAUUGUCUGGCAAAAAUUCCAACAACAACAAUACAAAUAAUUGCACUACCACCAAGCAAUUGCCAACAACAAUAGCUCCAACAAAUAGCAAGCCAUUGCCUCGUAAAUUACCGGCAUUGGAGGUAAAAGGGAAUACAAUGAAAAAGGAUAAUUUCCCCAAUUUUCGCAAUCAAUUGAGGGCUAAAACUGCAUAUUCCGAACAAUCGCAAUCGCAUAACAGAAAGGAUGAAAAUUCCAUUUUAUUGAUUGAUGAAAAUGGCGCAAAUAAUCGAGCCAUAACCCUUUUGGAAACUCGCAAAAUUCUGACACGUUCCAAUGAUUUGUUGGGCCAAUCAUCCACAGAAAAGUUGAUCGAUAUGCUAAAGGAGCAUGCUGGCUUAAAGGAUUGCACAGAGGAAACGGCCAAUCAUAUAAACUCGAUUUUAACAGAACUUUACAAUCGAGUGCACAAAAAUGAAGAUAACUUCAAAAAGGGAUUUAUACUAGGUGGUCUUUAUGGUUUGGUAGAAUGCAAUUCCUCAAAAAUACUAUUAGCCGUAGCCCGUGUAGUAUUGGCGCUACGAGUUUCGGGCAGCAAUUUAACAGGAGCCUGCAAAUUGAUAUUCAAAGUGGCACGCAAUGAGCAAAAUGAUUACUUGUUCCAUGAAAAUGAUAUACUCGAACUGUUAAUCGAUGGUUUGGGUCGUGCCAGUCCUCUGGAAGAUCCCGAAGCUUGCAUCUAUGGUUAUGGUUCCAUACGUUUUCUCACCUGCAGCACAAAUCAAGAGAGAGCCGAAUUAACCGCCAUAAAAGAUCUCAAUCGCAAUUGGUCUGAGCAGGUGGAACUGCCACGCAAACCCAAUACAGCUCCCAAUUUGGGAGAAUAUCCAAAAAUUUCCUAUGAGAAAACCAAAACUGAAUAUGUCCAAAAAAUAUCGAAGCAAGAUGCUUUGGUAUUGAGAUUAUCCCGCCAUGGAGCAGUACAAUUGAUGAUUCUACAUUUGCAAAUGCUUAAUGAAGCAGGAGCUACGCGUAAACUGGAAGGUCCUCCCUUACAUUCAUUAUAUCAGCUAUCGGCAGCAUUGCGCACAUUGGCUGAUGUGCGUAAGUUCAUAUCUUCGUUGGAAAAUUUGGAUGUUACACGACCGCAUUUCGAUAAUACCAGCAUACACUUGGAAUUGGCUUGUCCACAUUUGAUAAAGGCAGCUGAAGUAACCAUAGGAGAGGUGGAGGUGCAGGCAAAUAUAAUUAGGACAUUAAGUGUUCUUUCUGAAGACUGGGAUUGUUGUCAUGCCAUGGAAAAGUUUGCGCCACGCAUUGGUAUGCUUUUGGGACCCUGUUGUACAGAUCAUAAUACCAGCAAUGCCGAGAAACUUUUGUCCAUUAUAAGUCGUUUGGGUUAUAUAUUGGGUAAUAUAAUGACCAAUUAUGAUUUGGCCCGAAUACAGUUCUUUCACAAUGAUGUGGCUAUGGAGUAUCUGCUCAACGUUUUGGAAAACUAUUCCAAGGAACCUUUAACUUUACAUAAUUCCUUGGGCGAUACUGUUUUGGAUGUGCUCAUCAAAAUGAUUCGAGUAUUGGCUAACAUGAGCGUCGAUUCCGAAGUGGGCCAUGGUCUGGGUGAUACUCGAUCCUUGGGUGCUAUAUUAUUGGAAAUAUUAAAGACCACCCAGCAACUUAAAAGCAUUAAAAUGAAACAAGAGCUUCAAGAAUUAUGUCAUGCCACCUUGGGUGCCCUACACAAUCUAUGUUUCUAUCAAGAUCAAAUUACCACCACUCCAUCCUCGGUCCAAGAAGCCCAAGGAAGUUUACGCAGCGUCUUACCCGAUUUGGCCACACAAUUAUGUGGGGUUUUGAAAAACGCUCAAGAUGAAUUAUCUCAAGUGGAAGCCGCUCGUGUUUUGGGCAACUUAACUAGAAAUGAAAAUGCCCGCAAAUAUUUUUGCCGAGCCAAGGGCCUUAAGUUGGUGGUUAAAAUCCUGAGCAAUCCACAGACCAAAGAAAUUCAUGAUCUUCAAGCUUGUACAAUAGGCAUAUUGGUGAAUUUGCUGGGCGACAUAGAUAAUCGCAUGCCAUUCAUACAAUUGAAAGGUCCACAAUUUCUAUUGGAGUUACUGAUUGAUGCUCUCAAACAGAAUGAAGAUUGGUUUAUGGGCACCAUUAUAUGUCAGGCCUAUUGGAAUCUAUUCAUUGACACCGCUCAUCUGGAGGAUGUAUGCGAUGAUACCACCUUGGAUGAUUUAAUCGAUUUAUUGAGUGAAUAUUUGGAUGACGACAAACUUCUGCAAAUGGAUCAAAUGUUUAGUCAGCAUCAAGUUUGGGAAGAUUUCACCAUGGUCUCCUCAUAUCUAUUGGAUCAUUUGCAAUCACACUAUGGCCAGCAAAGUGAAGGCUUACAAUCCGAAGGAGCCAGUGAUCUAGAAAAUGAUGAAGAUGAUGUUUACAUAGAUGGCAUCUAAGAAAAAUAUAGUAAACAAAUGUUAACAACAGUAGCAGAAGAAAAUAAACAAAUAUAUGUCUCAUUUCAAGAGGCAAAAGAAUACACAUUUUGCUUGGGAAAUGGCAAA
Molecule: messenger RNA, 3371 nt
Organism: Stomoxys calcitrans (stable fly)
Lineage: Eukaryota; Metazoa; Arthropoda; Insecta; Diptera; Muscidae
Product: armadillo repeat-containing protein 2
Exons: 9
Coding region: 114-3263 (1049 amino acids)
Biological process (GO): cilium organization
Source: RefSeq, a predicted model, not a curated record